Bubalus bubalis (water buffalo) is the source of this 2885-nucleotide messenger RNA. It is a transcript of the gene CD207, whose product is annotated as CD207 molecule. Gene Ontology annotation, molecular function: signaling receptor activity. The transcript has 6 exons. Lineage: Eukaryota; Metazoa; Chordata; Mammalia; Artiodactyla; Bovidae. The record is from RefSeq and is a predicted model, not a curated record. The coding region runs from base 59 to 1048 and encodes 329 amino acids.
AGGUCUUUGGGGAGACAGCUGUCUGGGAGCACCUGUGCCACCAGGGUGAGUGUGCAGGAUGAAGACUGCCGACAGCGAGGUCCUCGACGCUCACUUCACGGUGGACAAGCAGAACGUCUCCCUUUGGCCCCCAGACCCUCCUCCCAAGACGUGUCCGUCCCAGGUUCUGGGGAGACUCCUCACGGUCCGCGCUGUGGUCGUCUUCCUGACGCUGGUCACGGUCACCUCUGUCCUGCUGCAGGCCAUUCUCUAUCCCUGGUUUAUGGGCACAAUAUCAGAUGUCAAGACCAAUGCCCAGUUGCUGAAAGGUCGUGUGGACAACAUCAGCUCCCUGAGUUCUGAGAUCAAGAGGAACAGAGGUGGCCUGGUGGCAGUUGGCAAUCAGGUCCAAAUGGUGAACACCAGCUUGGAUCGCAUAAGUUCUCAGAUCCGGAGGUUGGAAACAGGCCUGAAGGAAGCCAGUGCACAGCUGCAGGUGCUAACAAGUAGUUGGAAAGCAGUUGAUGAGUUAAAUGCCCAAAUCCCAGAGCUAAAACAAGAUUUGGAUAAAGCCACUGCUUUAAAUGCAAAGGUCCGGGAACUCCAGAGCAGUUUGGAGAGUCUCAGCAAAUUGCUUCAACAGCAAAAGGACAUUCUCCAGGUGGUUUCCCAAGGCUGGAAGUACUUCGGGGGGCACUUCUAUUACUUUUCUAAAAUCUCGAAGACCUGGUACAGUGCCCAGCAGAUCUGUAUAUCGAGGGACUCCUACCUGACCUCAGUGACCUCAGAGCGUGAACAGGAGUUCCUCUACAGGACAGCAGGCGGACUUCCCUACUGGAUCGGCCUGACCAAAGCAGGGAGCGAGGGGGACUGGCACUGGGUGGAUGGCACUCCGUACAACAAGGUCCAGAGUGAGAAGUUCUGGAUUCCAGGCGAACCCAACAACAUUGGGAACAAUGAACACUGUGUCAACCUAAAGACGUCCUCACUGCGGUCAUGGAAUGAUGCCUCCUGUGACAAUACAUUUCUUUUUAUCUGUAAGCGGUCCUAUAAACCAUCAGAACCAUGACCGGACUGGCCCCUGUGCCAGCACUUUAAGCUCCAAAGCUCAUUGAAUUCAAGGAAAUGCUCCUCUCUCCUUUGUCCUCCAAGGUGAUUUUGAACCUAAUUUUUCAUGCUUUAAAGUUGUCCUGAAGGCAUCCCAGAGUCCAUCUACCUUGGCUGGGAAUUCUCUGGUCCCAGAGUGGAUAUCCUUUCCGCUUCAGCUUCAAAGGCAGAUGAAGUGGAAAGGAUAUCUUGGGUUUAAAUGCAGAGGUGAGGGUGGAGAGAAUAAGUUUGCACUGCUCCAGUGAGAUGGACCAGGAUACAGCAUCUGGGGCAGGACCCUGGAGGGGUCCAUCCCUUUGGAGAAGCCUUAGCUUUACUGUGUGAAAUUUGUGUACGACCACCCCCGAGAUUCUCCGGAGACCGAGACUCAGGGCGUUUCCAGUUGACAUCCCAGAAUUCCCAGUUGCCUUCCUAAGUGUUCUCAGUGGAAGAGCUCUGCUUUUGGUAGGCCCUAUUCAUGCCAUCUACCCAUGGUCCCCUUCUUCCUUAUCCUCUGAGACCUGAGCCCCUUCCUCCCUGGGAUAGGUUUGACUGGUUCAGGUCAGAGGCUGGAUGGAAACGUGUCUCUGCAGACCUAGACCAGUAUCCACGUGCUUCUCUCUACCCAUCACUUGCUGGGUGCUCCUCCCCGGGUCCCAGUCUGUUUGCCCAGCUCCUCUGCCUUGUUCCCUGGGCCUCCUCUUCUGCAUCUCCUCUCUUCCCAGGGGUCAGGGGAAGCGGCCUUCAGUAGAGAGGGCACCCCAGCUUCAUUAGAAUAAAAUGCUGCCUGGGAACUGGCCACUCUCAUUUUCUUCCUGGGGGUACAGGUGGAUGUAUGGGGUGGAGGGAACAUCUGCUCCACUGGAUAUGAAGUUCUGGGGUGUCCUCAGGAAACAGGGGUUCAAAUAACAGAAAGUCCCAGCCCUGGAAAUGCCAUAAAACAUGAGCAGUACUUAUCUUUGGUUUUUACUGAAAUGCAGCCAAAUAGGACUGCAGGGUCUGGCGUGUCACCACCUUCUGGGUGGUCUUUCUUCUUAGACAUUCGCGGACCAGCUUCUGUUCUCUGGCUUUGCACUGGGUGGGGAGAUGCGUCAGGUCUCCCAUUCUUCACAGAGACCCUGAUCGCAGCCAUCAGUUCCAAAUCUGCCAUGCAGGGGCCGAAGCAGGAAUCCAGGCUGCACAGACAGAGCGGAGCAGAGAGGAAGCAGAAAGGGGUACUCUGUGAACGCAUGGCAGGCUCAGCAGAGCAGCCCUCCCCUCCUCAGGGUCCUCGUUAGGUGCCCUCUUAAGGGUCCUGGGGGGAGGAUGUUUUUCUUCAAUGACUGUGACCAGCAGAGUGGUGUUCUGGUUGUGAAGAGGUUGAACUGGAGGGAUAUUAGGAGGAAGCUUGAAGGAACACGGGGCAAAUGGCCUUUUUAAAAAUAUGGUGAUGAUGAGGAAUGAACAGUUCGUGAUGGGGUUCAUGUGAGAGCAUUUGCCCAAAGCUCCAGGGGCAUCUGAAGUCUGGGGGUUGGGGCACAUCAGGGGAGUGCAGACCGGCGAGCACGCAGAGUAGGCUGUGUGGGCACAGAAGGCAUCUGCAUCUUCUCCAAGAAAUACUUGGCUGUUCUUACUCUUCAUAAUUUGAAGUAGCAAAUUACGGGAGAAUAUUAUUUCUUCCCAGUGUCAACUACCUGCUCAGAGCACGAGCUGAUGGAGACAUGAAAUACAAGUCGUAGGCUCAGAGCUGCCUCUAGGGAACUUCCCCAUUGUGUUUCCAAACCUGACUCUGCUUUCCAUCAUACUGUUGCGCCUGACCUGUUAGUCACCAUGUCUGGGCU